This is a messenger RNA of Plenodomus lingam JN3, 1440 nucleotides long. The record is from RefSeq and is a predicted model, not a curated record. Lineage: Eukaryota; Fungi; Ascomycota; Dothideomycetes; Pleosporales; Leptosphaeriaceae.
AUGAUAAGAAGGGGGAGGGCUGAAGGCUGGCUUCGACAGCCAAUCGAGGCCCUGCCGACGUGGGCCAAGUUCCAUGGCGUUGCAUUCAAUCGUGUCAAGAUUGGACCGCUACCCGGAUUCGAGGAACGAGGCUCGACUGUCAUUGCAGACGGUGAACUCGAAGGAGGCAACGCUACACCUCUCCUAGUCGUUCCGAAAGACCUCAUCAUCUCCCGACUGAAUAUCGAGUCUUUUGCCAAGUCAGAUCAUCAUCUUCGUGAACUUCUAGAAGCCCUUGGUGAUUUUGGAAGGCAGACCACUCGGGGCUCAGUGCUUACCUUUCUGCUCUUCCAAGCGACGAUUUGCUGUCCAGACACAAAAAACGUUGGUGUUUCGAAUCCACUCACAGAGUACAUCAAGUUUUUACCUGAUGAACUUCUGCCAACCUUCUGGACAGAAGAGGAGCAGGAACUCCUCACUGGCACCACUCUCCAGCCUGCGGUACGUGCCAAGCUCAACAGCCUGCUACGUGAGUUCGAACUAUUGCGGACCGCGACUGAGCCUAUUGAAUGGUGUGCAAAGUACUGGUGGCAUGAAGAUGCAGGUAUCCUGACGUUUGAUGAUUGGAUGCGUGUCGAUGCCAUGUACCGGUCAAGAGCGCUGGAGUUUCCAGGGGCCGGUGACUGCAUGAUGCCCUGCGUUGACAUGGCGAAUCAUGCUUCUGGAGACGCUACAGCUGCAUUGUACGAAACAGACAGUAUUGGAAAUGGACUACUACUUUUACGCCAAGGUAAACAUAUUAUGCCUGGUGGUGAGAUUACAAUCACGUAUGGAGAUGAAAAGGGUGCUUGUGAGAACGUAUUUUCUUAUGGGUUCCUAGAGGAUGCCCUCACAUCAGCAAGGGUUAUGUUCUUGCAUCUUGACAUUCCGGACGAUGACCCACUACGGCCAGCAAAAAUGUACGUUUCCACUGCAGCACCAGGGUUUCGCAUAUUCGACAAGGAAAACGCAAUUGGCUGGGAAAGCGACUUCAUCUGGCUUGUGGUGGCCAACGAAGAGGAUGGGUUGGACUUCAAAGUCAGGCAAACGGUUGAUGGCGACAGAGAGAUUCAGGCCUUCUGGAAAGAAAAGGAACUAGACCCGCUGAAACUUCGCGAGUAUAUGGAGGAAGAUCCAGCAUGGGAUGUUUUUCAACUUCGUGCCACAGUUCUCUUACAGAAUCGAGUCGAGAUGCAGAUGGAAACUCUGAAGCAAACGCAGGACGUGGACCGAGAGCCUGCCGUCCGAGAUGUGCCGUGGAACCUUGCAAGACGACUUCGAAGUCUAGAGCUAGAGAUGCUCGAACGUGCUGUGGCUGCCUUUGAAGCCCAAAAGACACACCUCAUUCAAUCCGACACGGUCCAACAGUACCUGGCAAUCGCAAACGGCGAGGGCGUCAAUGAAGAAGUCGACUUUUCGUGA